GCGCCAGGCACCGGGACCAGAGGGACCCGAGAAGCGGCCGGAGCCGGGCUGGACCGUCGCCCGCCUGCGAGCCCGCAGCCUCCGCGCCCUCCGCCUCACCGGCUGGCCGGCGGCUAGCGGCGUCUGAGGAAGUGUUUAAAAUGAAGAAGUUUAAUUUCCGAAAAGUUUUGGACGGUUUAACUGCCUCUUCCCCUGGCAGUGGCAGCGGCAGUGGCAGUAACAGCGGUGGGGCUGGAAGUGGCUCGGUGCAUCCAGGAGGGACUGCAGGGGUUCUCAGAGAGGAGAUCCAGGAAAGCCUGACUUCAGACUAUUUCCAGAUUUGCAAGACAGUUCGGCAUGGUUUUCCUUAUCAGCCCACAGCACUGGCCUUUGAUCCAGUCCAGAAAAUCUUGGCUAUUGGAACGAGAACAGGUGCUAUACGAAUACUUGGGAGGCCUGGUGUUGACUGUCACUGCCAGCAUGAAAGUGGUGCGGCUGUCUUGCAGCUCCAGUUCCUGAUCAAUGAGGGCGCUUUGGUUAGUGCGAGUUCAGAUGACACACUUCAUUUGUGGAAUCUGAGACAGAAAAGGCCAGCCAUUCUUCAUUCUCUUAAGUUUAACAGAGAACGAAUUACUUACUGUCAUCUACCUUUCCAGAGUAAAUGGCUCUAUGUUGGAACAGAAAGAGGAAAUACACAUAUUGUAAAUAUUGAAUCUUUCAUUCUUUCUGGAUAUGUCAUCAUGUGGAACAAAGCAAUUGAACUAUCCACCAAGACUCAUCCAGGCCCAGUUGUUCAUUUAAGUGAUAGCCCAAGAGAUGAAGGGAAACUUUUGAUAGGUUAUGAAAAUGGUACUGUAGUAUUCUGGGAUUUGAAAUCUAAAAGAGCAGAACUGAGAGUUUAUUAUGAUGAGGCUAUUCAUUCAAUUGAUUGGCAUCAUGAGGGCAAACAAUUCAUGUGCAGCCAUUCGGAUGGUAGCUUGACUUUAUGGAACCUGAAAAGCCCAAGUCGCCCUUUCCAAACCACAGUUCCACAUGGAAAAAGUCAAAGAGAAGGAAGAAAGUCUGAGCCUUGUAAACCGAUUCUUAAAGUGGAGUACAAAACCUGCAGGAACAGUGAACCAUUUAUAAUAUUCUCUGGUGGGCUGUCAUAUGACAAAGCUUGCAGAAGACCAAGUUUAACCAUCAUGCAUGGAAAAGCAAUUACAGUACUUGAAAUGGACCAUCCUAUUGUUGAAUUUCUAACUUUAUGUGAAACACCUUAUCCAAAUGAAUUUCAAGAACCCUAUGCUGUUGCUGUACUUCUAGAGAAAGAUCUCAUUGUAGUCGAUCUGACACAAACCAAUUUUCCAAUCUUUGAAAAUCCAUACCCAAUGGACAUUCAUGAGUCACCAGUUACAUGCACAGCAUAUUUUGCCGAUUGCCCUCCAGAUUUGAUUCUAGUACUCUAUUCUAUAGGAGUCAAGCAUAAAAAGCAAGGAUACAGUAAUAAGGAAUGGCCAGUAAGUGGAGGAGCUUGGAAUCUUGGAGCACAAACUUACCCAGAAAUUAUUAUUACUGGUCAUGCUGAUGGAUCAAUAAAAUUUUGGGAUGCCUCUGCAAUGACUCUACAGAUGUUGUACAAGUUAAAAACUUCAAAAGUAUUUGAAAAGCAGAAGGUAGGAGAUGGCAAACAAGCGUGUGAAAUUGUAGAGGAAGAUCCAUUUGCUGUGCAGAUGGUUUACUGGUGUCCAGAGAGCAGAAUAUUUUGUGUAUCAGGAGUCUCUGCGUAUGUCAUAAUUUAUAAAUUCAGCAGACAUGAAAUUACAACAGAAAUUGUGUCAUUAGAGGUACGACUUCAGUGUGAUGUUGAAGAUAUUAUCACCCCUGAGCCAGAAACAAGUCCUCCAUUUCCAGAUCUCUCCUCUCAACUCCCCUCUUCAAGGAGUCUUUCUGGAAGCACCAAUACUGUGUCAAGUGAAGGGGUGACGAAGGACAGCAUCCCGUGCCUCAGUGUUAAAACACGGCCAGUGCGGAUGCCGCCGGGCUAUCAAGCCGAUCUUGUUAUUCAGUUGGUGUGGGUGGAUGGUGAGCCUCCUCAACAGAUUACCAGCCUUGCUGUAAGCUCAGCGUAUGGAAUAGUCGCAUUUGGAAACUGCACUGGGUUGGUUGUGGUGGAUUUUAUACAGAAGACAGUACUAUUAAGUAUGGGAACCAUUGACCUCUAUAGAUCUAGUGACCUGUACCAGCGACAGCCCCGGUCUCCUCGAAAAAACAAGCAGUUCAUUGCAGACAACUUUUGCAUGCGUGGGCUGUCUAACUUUUAUCCUGAUUUAACGAAACGGAUCCGUACUUCCUAUCAGAGCUUAACAGAGCUGAACGAUAGUCCAGUUCCCCUGGAACUUGAGCGCUGCAAGUCUCCCACUUCAGGACUUGCCACCAGAACUCCUGAGGCAGCACCAGGCUUUUAUAGGAAUGAAAUGCCAGCUGGGAGACAGAGGAAUCAAGUACACCACUUGCCAGGUGAAGUCAAAGGAUCAAGAAAGUUAAGUCUGCCAACAGAUCUUAAGGCUGAUCUUGACCAUGUAAAUGGACACUGCACAAGUCCAACCUCUCAGAGUUGCAGUUCUGGAAAACGUCUUUCCAGUGCUGAUGUUUCAAAAGUAAAUCGCUGGGGUCCUGGAAGACCACCAUUUAGAAAGGCACAGUCAGCUGCUUGCAUGGAGAUUUCUUUACCAGUUACAACUGAAGAAGCCAGAGAGAAUUCCUAUAACCGCUCCAGGAGCUCUAGCAUCUCCAGUAUUGACAAAGACUCCAAAGAAGCGGUUACAGCUUUAUACUUCAUGGAAUCCUUUGCGCGGAAGAACGACUCCACUGUUUCGCCUUGUCUUUUUGUUGGAACUAGUCUGGGAAUGGUUUUACUCAUCUCCCUGAACCUACCGUCAUCAGACGAACAAAGGUGUACAGAGCCAGUGAUGGUAUUGCCAAGUGGUACUCUCCUCUCACUGAAAGGAGCUGUGCUAACAUUUUCCUGCAUGGACAGAAGUGGCAGCUUAAUGCAGCCUCCAUAUGAAGUAUGGAGGGAUCCGAACAACACAGACGAAAAUGAGAAAACGUGGAAGAGGAAACUGGUUAUGAACUACUCCAGUGCAUCCCAAGAAACAGGCGACCAUCAGUAUGCAAUAAUCUGCUCAGAGAAACAAGCCAAAGUCUUCUCACUGCCGUCUCAGACCUGCCUUUAUGUUCACAACAUCACAGAGGCCUCUUUCAUACUGCAAGCAGAGGUGGUGGUCAUGUGUAACAGUGCCUGCUUGGCCUGCUUUUGUGCAAACGGGCAUAUCAUGAUAAUGAGCUUACCUAGCCUUCGCCCAAUGUUGGAUGUAAAUUAUUUGCCACUGACAGACAUGAGGAUAGCACGGACAUUUUGUUUUACUAAUGAAGGCCAAGCGUUAUACCUUGUCUCUCCUACUGAAAUUCAACGGUUAACAUAUAGCCAAGAAAUGUCUGAUAAUAUUCAGGACAUGUUAGGCGAUUUGUUUACUCCCAUUGAGACACCAGAAGCUCAAAAUAGAGGCUUUCUCAAGGGGCUGUUUGGUGGAAGUGGACAGACAUUUGACAGAGAGGAGCUCUUUGGGGAGGCUACAGCGGGGAAAGCAUCCCGCAGCCUUGCACAGCACAUUCCCGGACCAGGUAGUAUAGAAGGGAUGAAAGGCGCCGCCGGAGGGGUGAUGGGAGAGCUGACCCGAGCCCGAAUUGCACUCGAUGAGAGAGGACAGAGGCUGGGGGAGCUGGAAGAAAAGACCGCAGGCAUGAUGACCAGUGCAGAAGCGUUCUCCAAGCAUGCACACGAGUUAAUGCUGAAAUACAAGGAUAAGAAAUGGUACCAGUUCUAACCGUCAAAAGAAGUUGUGACUGCUUUGAGAAUCCAUUAUUCAGGGAAACCAAAUUUAUUCCCAGCAUCACUAUUCAACUGCUAGAAACCAGUUUCUUCCACAAAAUGUUCCAUUAUAGUCCAUCCGAAAUUAUCACACGGAGGCGUAGCAAAGGCAAAGCCGCUGUGCACCUUGGAAGCUGCAACCCCGGUUAAAAUCCCAAGAUAAUGGCUGAAUUUGUCUUUUCCCCAUGUGGAAUGGAUCCUAUCAUCUUGGCAUGUAAUUUGCUAAGAAUUUAUGUUUGGAAACUAUUGGGGAGUCCUUUUGAUUUGAAAUUUCCUGUACAAACAAAAGCAUUAAUGCACUUAAUGAAAAAAAUCUUUGCAUGAUAAAUUAACAUCUUAAGAGGAAAAGAAACCAAAGCAUGUUCUAUCAGAAGAAAAAGGAUUUAUGGUGAACUCCUCUUCUGAUUGGGCCACACCCGACAAUUUAAAAAUCUGCAUUAGAAGAUAACCCUGCAUUUCAAGUGGACCUGCCAUACCCAUCCAAACAGGAAUCCAAACAAACCCAGAGUUUUUUCUCAUCUGAAACCUUCCUUAGUAUAUUAGGACACUACUGAGUUCUCCUAAGCAAGAAUCUGACUAACGUUUUCCUCCCUCCACAGCAUCGCACAUCAUCCACAGCUCUCCUUAACCAAGGCUGGCCAGGAUAGUGAAGGACUCCCAGCACUCUUAACUCCUGUGUCUGUCACCUUCAGGAUGAGUUCCUGCUUUUAGUCAUCAACCGAGCAGGGUUGAUUCACCUCAAAGCAUUUUUUCAGCCUGGUGUAUAGUCUCCAGAGGAGUUGGCGAUAAGUUUGCAGAAACUAGACUAUAGGAAUAAGGCAGUUAGUUAUGAGAACUGAUUUCACAAAGAGUGGAAUUUCACAUACCCCAAUUUCAGUUUCCAAAGCGAUAUAUUUUUAAAGCACCAUUUGUAUCCUUAUCUGCCAGUUACACAGUAUAUUACUGUUCAAACCCAAUAGGGUCUACAAUCCCAAGGUGCUUAUGCAGCCUGACAUUCACAGACCAAACUGGUCCUUCUCAUCGAUGUGAUUCAGUAAAACCUCAGUUAAUGUUUUAGGAAAGAGAUUCUGAGUUAUUACAUUUCUGAUUGAUAAGGGCUUUUAUUAGAAAAUUCUUUGGGGUGCAAUGUUUAUUAAAGGAACCUUUAUGAAACCUAGUGCUAUUUUAGCUAUGUUGGCCAUAGUCAUCAUUAUGAAUAACACAAACCCAUAGAUAAUUUAACUAAUUAGAUUGACAAAUUGUCACAGGAAUAUGUUAGUAAAUACCAAACACCUUUUUAAAAUCUCUCAAAAGUAAAGGUCAGCUCUAGCAUGAUAAAAUAAUCUGUUCCAACUCAGCAGAGGAGCGCUACACAGAAAAUAAUGGCAACUCUUACUACUCGCUCUAUUGAACAUGCUUGGAAGUCAGAACAUAGGACUCACCUGACAACGUGUUGCUCCUUUUUACAACCUUAAAUUAUGUGGUUGAGAGCCGGGCGCACGCCUUUAAUCCCAGCACUCGGGAGGCAGAGGCAGACGGAUCUCUGUGAGUUCGAGACCAGCCUGGUCUACAAGAGCUAGUUCCAGGACAGGCUCCAAAACCACAGAGAAACCCUGUCUCGAAAAACCAAAAAAAAAAAAAAAAAAAAAAAAAAAAAAUGUGGUUGAUUUGUUUACUGGCUCUUGGUGAUUUGAUGCCUUGCUGGGUUGCAUUGGUGUUUAAAACAUAACCAUUUCUUCCAACUUCACAGACAAAAUUGCCAUUUUUAUUGGUUUUAUAUUUUUUGUUUUGAAGUGGUGCUUUCUUUAAAUUUUUCUUUGCAAUCUUGAAAAGAGAGCAGAGGUGGUUAAAAGAGCUCGAAAAUACACACUAGAGUAGCAUUUCUUAGAAUCCUUGAAUUCUUUUCUUAAAAAACAUCUCUCCCUAAGUCUACCUUCUGCUAUAGUAUUAGCAUAAAAGAACUUGUCUUGGAAAUACAGAAAAUACACACAUUUAUGCAGUAAAAAUAUUAAUGGAAUUUAAGGUCAGGACCUGGAAAACAUUGGCAGCCAAAAUGUAACACACAAUUUAUACUAUCUGUUUUAAGAACCCAAGUUUCUGAUUUUUCUGGAUACUUUAACAUUUCUACAUUAUAAAAUGAUCUAAAAGAAUAAAAUACUUCUUUUGUUUUGAAAUAGUGAAAUUCAACCCAAUGUAGCAUUGAAUUCAAUGACUAUCUCUGAAACUCCCAGGAAUAUUUAACUUGCUUUAGCGAUACAGCUCAGGGGAGAGUGCUUGCCCACCAUGUUCAAACUCUGGGUUCAAUCCUCAACAACACACAUACAAAUUCACUUGUUCUAUAGCAAGAGUUCUCGAUAGCAGCAUCGUUAGUGCAAGUUUUUGUCUAGCAUAUUAUGGGAUGUUAACAGUGCCCUUGACUUCUGCCCUCUAGAUGCCAUUAGAGACCUGCUAGUAAUAACAGUAAAAAGAAAAAAAAAAGGAUAAAAUUGCUUCCAGUUGAGAGCUACUAUUUUACAUCAUUUAAAGAGAAAGACUGUGAAAUACAUAAUGUAUGUUUUUUUUACAGAAAAUAGCAUGCAACAAGAGCACAUUCUCUUAGAAAGAGAAUUCCACCCAAAAUUAUAUGUGUGAUUCAUACAAUAGAGCUCAAUUUUGAAGAAUCAGUGAACUAACAAUUACAGACUACUUCAAAGCACACAGAGAAUAUAUCAAAAAGGGACAUCCACAGUGUUUGAUAGACAUGCUUAAAAUUCUGACUUCAACAAAUAAAUCAAAAAGUUUAUAAAUAGAGAUCAUUUGGAGUAGGUGCUUCUGCCAUGCUUAAAAAGAACACGUUUUCAUGAAUGUUUAAAGCUUAGACGUGCUUACAAAAUUGUUUGCCAAACCCUUUCUUCAUAUAAGAGUAAUUUAUCCCUCAAAUCAAUGAUUAGCAGAAUCUAAAUUAAUGAGGUUUUACUGUAUCAAAAUUAUUUUUAUAAUUCAAAGAGAUAGCAAUAACAAUAAUUUAACCAUGGAUGUGAUUUUUCUUUUUCAACUUUUCUGUUCUGUUGCAUUAACCUUCACACACACGCACACACAUCACCACCACCACCACCACCACCACCACCACCAUUUUGCCAUCAUGGUUAUCUUAGGGAAAUGAGUAGUGUUAUACAUUUAAUCUUCUGCAUUUUCUCAUCUCUCUUCUGUCUUGGAUCACAUGGAAAACUAUCCCCAGAAACUUUAAUAGUGCUGCAGAAGGUGGCCCUGAGUCUUGGUUACCAUCUAAUUACAUUGUGUCUACGAAGCAACAUCCGAAGACAAGGCUUGCAGAGCACCAUCUGCACAAGGUGACUUUACUUCCGAUCUUUCCUCAACAGAAAAGCCCUUAGUGUUCCAGCAGAAAAUGGACCUUUCAUUCUAUUCACCAAUGAUGUAAUAGAAGAUGUACGUGUUUCCCUGGUUCUCACAGUAACGUAAGCAAUGAUCCUGUUAUGAAGCCAUCCACUUGUCCCGGAGUUUGGGUGGAGGGUGAUCUCACUUAUUUCAAUCCCCUGAAAAAGUUGUGUGUCUGACUUUGCUUCUAUACUUCCCUGAGUCCCCGACUUAGCACUCAGUCACCAUGGGGGCCAUUGUAUGUCGUAUGAGCAAAGCUUCAGUGACAAACUGAGACGAUGUCCAGCAACUCCAUCCUAGAAACAUUUCUCAAGUCUUUUGGAAUUGAUUCUCUAUAAAAUCUAGGUCUCUAACCUUAAAAAGUUUAAAGAGAUUUUAAAAAAUGAGGUUCCCUUUUAUAUGACCCACCAAUACCAUUUUAAAGGUAUCAUUUACCCAUUAUUUGUGCCAGUUUGAAAAAACAAAAGGUAAGAUUAGGCCCGAGAUUGGUUGAAGACUAAGGUGGGUUCUUUGAGAUACUUGGCUCGCAGGCAUUUGGGUAGAGUAAUAUGAUGAAGCUAGCUGGACAGGAGAACUACUAGGAUAUUUGUCCUACAAGCAUCCCUGACCACACGGGUUCACAGAGGGCAGUGACAAAGAAAGCCAGCAUGUCAGAUACAGUCUUGCUCUCUGUGUGUUAGGAAAAAUACCAGCUUCACAGCUUCUUCACCUCCUGUCACUCAGCCUCAUCUUAGGUGGUAGCAUUGUGUAUGCACACUAAUCAGAGAGCCUGAGAAAACUGUCACCAACAUAGGUUGAGCAUUGUCUCUCAUAUGAGAGAUUCUAGGAAGCAUGGCUGAUAAAUCGUUUAGUAUUCCUAUCUACAGACCACGUAGCCCUGGAUGUAAGAACUAAAUAAGGUCUCAUGUAGACACUGAGAAGGUGCAGCGUGAGGGGGUGGUGUCGGGAAGGCCAUGAGAGUCUUGAGGGAAGUGAGGUUUUGAUUCGACCACAGCACAGGCAAAGGCCUAUGUUUGUAUCUUUGGUUUGUAUUUUUUUUUUAAGUAUAGCUUUGGCUGUACAUAACAAUCUCUUGAGAUUUUUUAAUUCCCAAUGAUUUAAAAAUGUCUUAGACUUGGAACAGAACAUCAGUAUUUUUGAGAGCCCUAAAAGCGGGUCUAUGUCCAGCCAAAGUUGCUAAGCGCUGCUCUGUGACCAACUAAGAAAGAUUCUUGCCUUCCUGGGCUGAUAUUUUAGCCCCUUCUAAGGGUUCGGGAAAGGCAGAAUGUAAGAGACACAGCCUUGUCUUGAUUGGCAUUUAUUCUGUGCCUCUCACAGAACAAAAGUGAGUGCACAUUUCUAGCCAGGCAGCGCCACUAAUUCUUUGUAUAUCUAGAAUAUUAUUCUCUGUGACUUGAUCCUUAGUUAUUUUAAGUCAACAUUGUAAGUUUUGACUGUCUUUUACAUAAGAUACAAGAAAUAUCACCAUAAGUUCAGCAGUAUAUAAAGCUAAGUGGUAAAAAUCCUCAGUAUCUGGACAAUGAAAAUUCUCAAAAUAAUCACAAAGUCCAUCAGCUCCAAGUUUAUUACGCACCCAUCUUCUGGAGCAGACAUGGUGAAUGGCCCCUGCUCAGCUGUGGGUAUCUUACUGGACCUGAUCUCAGCAAACAGGGAGGAUUGUUUGAUUGUUGUCUCAACAGCCAGGGCCGCUUGGGAAUGUGAGUGAAAGGAAAGUCACCUUCUGAACACCAGGGCCCUGAAAAAGUGUUCACACCCCCAGAAAGGACUGGUCCAGCCAGGGGAAGGCAGCCAAUGGAAGGCAAGGACACACAGAAACUGUUCUGACCGCUCUCCCCUUGUGCCACUCCCCCUCCUGUCUUGGCCCACCCUUCUCAACUGCAAAGCCAGAAGAUACACUAGGUGGUGGUUUUGGAUAGUUGUACACAGGUUCAAAAUCCCUAAUAACCUAUAAUUUUUAGUACUUAAUUAUGUGAUGUUUUAUUCUAGGAAAUAAGAGACAGACAACACCAUUGAUGUAUCUUUCUUUCAUCUUCAGAAUUUUUGCAUCUUUUCAAAAAAAUGACAAAUUACUAUUUUUCUGUUGCAUUCAGCAAUUGUGACUAUACCUAAAAUUCUUGUAGUCUGUAGAGAGAUCAAUAAAAUUGUAUAUGUUUGUACAUAGAUGCUCUCUUAUGUCAUGAUGUCAUAACUGUUCAUUUUUGCCAAGAUUAAACGUAUAGAGGUAAAGCCCUCAUUUGCAAACUGUGAACUAUGGUUUUACCAAGAAUGAAUGUUUUUAAAAGACACGGAGGGGAUGGAAAAACAUAUUUAUUUGAGCAAAAGAGGAAACAAAAUCCAAGUUUCUGAAAUGUAUAAAUUCUAUUACAGUUAAUUGAUUGAAAGGGUUAGAAACAUCCAUUCAAAAUUUCUAUCAAAUUGGAGACAUGUUAAAAAUUUUAGUGAAAAUUUUCAUUUUAGCGAAAAUUUAAAGGUAAUUUGCAAGGCUAUUGACUGAAUUGUACUUGUGAUGGAAGGAAAGUUGAAGGAAAUUUACUAAUAGUACCCAUAAGACACUGCUGUGGCCCAGGGCUUAGAGACUCUUUAGGCCUUGACUUCCUUUUUCAGCUCAAGCAGAAAAACAAAUUUGUUGUGAGUUUAUACUACCAUCUAGUGGUCAUGGUCGGCAUUCUCAGAUGAAAGCGUCUGAGCCAUUUGGCUUUUGCCAGCUUCGUUAAUUCCCCCCUGGUGUUUUCUUUAGAUUCUACCGGAGGCCUAAGCCAGCCAACCUUACCCUUCCACCUUCUAAUUAGCUUAGGGAAAUCCAUUCUUCACCACAAGCUUUCUCCUACAGUUGGAUCUGUAUAACAUUGAAAAAAUCACAGCUAGCCCUAGGCUACAAAAUAAUUUUGAGUAAAAGGACAAAUAUCUAAUCUCAAUUUUAGAUUUUCCCCAGGAGGACCAGUUCAUCUCAUCUUUAAUACAGCGACUCAAGCCCACAGCCCUGCAUUUAACACUCUCUUUUGCUUCCUUCCCCCCCUCCUUCCCCCAUCCUUCCUUCAGUCACCCCUCCUCCCUGCAAUCCCUUCCUUUCCUGCCAUUGGCUCUAGUGGAAGGGCGACCACAGACUGGAGCAGGUGAGCAGCAGAGGGGCCUCCCACACAGGCUCAUCUCGCUGGAGCGGGUGAGAGGAGCAGUCACCUCACAGAAAAUCAGAGCUGGGGUGAGGAGGUGGCAGGUGAGACUUAGGUGGACAGUGACCUGGGGUUUGAGGUGGUCUUUGGAGCGGGCAGAAGACAACCCCUUUGGCUCAGCAGCGUGGCUCAAACAAGGAACUGAGCAUUUCAAUAAAUUCACUGAGGAUAUAGGAGCCAAGCUUCUCACUUAUGGAAACUGAGGAAGGGUAUACAAUUAAAAGAGAAAAUCAGAAAAGUUAUAAAGUUUGGUUUGUAUAGGUAACUGAAGUUCAUAAUUUUCAUAUUUCAGAAUGGGUAAAGGAGAGCAUUUUUACCACCAAGAACGGUAGUCGAGGGAUGAUCAGCACAAACAGCCUGGUCUUGUCAUCCCAUAAAGCAUAAAGGCACAAAACUGUCAAAGUAUUCCCUAUCAACAUGUAAUUACUAUUUCUCAAUUAAAAAUAAUAAAACUUCUUAAAGAAGCAUAGGACAAACCUGGCCAUGUCAAUUCGAAUUGGAGUUACCAGCAUGCACUUCACAUUUGUGCAUAUCUAUAUAAUUGUAUCUAUAUAAAUAGUUAUAUACAUAGACACACAUAAGUGUGCAUAGAUACUGAGGUGUGUGCAUGUUGUACAUAAUAUUUCCUAAUUCCGGACACUGAAAAGACUAGAAAGAUGCACAAGUAGUGCUGGAUUUUGAUUUCCAAAUUUUCUUCCCCUCUGAAUGAGCUGGAGGAUCUUGACUUCAAGUCUGGUAUAUACUCUGUAUCAGAAAAUAAAGUAUUCAAAGAAAGAUGGCUACAAGUCAGAAAGCGUAAGAGACAGCUUGAAUGAGUGUGCACAGGUCAAGUGAGGGCUACUUUAACCAUGAAACAAACAUAAUAAUUGAAUACAACAGGAACCCAUGGAUUCAUACUGAGAUAAAUGAAUAUGAAGGAGAGAAAGUUAUUCCCUACAAUAUCAUGCCGGCCAUUAAAUGUAAAUGGAGUUUGAAAAUUGCUGUUAGAUAAUUUAUUCUAAUAUGUUGGGAAAUAUCAGUCAGUGCUCAAACUAAUGGGGCCAAGGAGGAUGUCCGUAUAGGAUGAUUUACAUUAUCUCCCAGUGUCUUCAGAAAAUUGUCUAAUGUUUAAAAACUUACAUUCAAAAACAUGGCAGAUACCAUAUUUGUUACGGAGGGAUCAGAGUCCUCCUACCAGUAAUGGGACAAACCCUUGCCAUGUACUGAGCAGAGCACAGCAGCCCUGCCAGAACACAGACACCGGGGCUAGCCCCGUGGAAGCAUUAGACAGAGAGAAGUGACGUUCUAGAAACGGUUGCCGCGUAAGAACAAUCCGAUGUGACGAAAGACAAGGAAAGACGAAUGUUUCAGAUCUAGGAGGAAGAAACCAUGACCACUGCAUGCAAUCCAUGAUCUGAGACAUCGUACCCUAAAUGUCACGACAUAAAUGGAGCAAUUAUCAAAAUUCGAGUGUGGUUUUCCCACUUGACUACAAGUCUUUGUACCAUUCUUGAAACUUUUAUUUAGAUUUGAGCUUAUUUCAA
Messenger RNA from Microtus oregoni (creeping vole), 11939 nucleotides. RefSeq names its product syntaxin binding protein 5L (gene Stxbp5l). Gene Ontology annotation, biological process: regulation of protein secretion; regulation of exocytosis. Gene Ontology annotation, molecular function: GTPase activator activity; myosin II binding; syntaxin binding. The transcript is spliced from 30 exons. NCBI's taxonomy places the organism in Eukaryota, Metazoa, Chordata, Mammalia, Rodentia, Cricetidae. Gene Ontology annotation, cellular component: SNARE complex; plasma membrane; cytoplasm. Bases 141 to 3848 code for a protein of 1235 amino acids. The record is from RefSeq and is a predicted model, not a curated record.